Molecule: messenger RNA, 2022 nt
Organism: Symsagittifera roscoffensis
Lineage: Eukaryota; Metazoa; Xenacoelomorpha; Acoela; Convolutidae
Product: sialin-like
Exons: 9
Coding region: 54-1628 (524 amino acids)
Biological process (GO): monoatomic anion transport; transmembrane transport
Cellular component (GO): membrane
Molecular function (GO): transmembrane transporter activity
Source: RefSeq, a predicted model, not a curated record
GCUGCAUAAGAACCAGCCGAAUUCUUGGAGUCCGUUUUUCGGGUAGGAUAGUAAUGAUGGGAAGUGACGGCAAUAACAAGAGUUAUCCGAAAUGGCCUUCAACCAGAUUCAGCCUGGCUCUUCUGGGCUGGAUUGGGUUUGCACUCGUUUAUGCUAUGAGGGUGAACUUGAGCAUUGCUAUUGUGAAGAUGGUGGAGGAGCCGCCGCUGAAACACAACCGAGCUAACGAAGCGGAGAAUAAACUACUCAAUGAGCUCUCAGAAGAGUGUCCGAUGAGUGACAGUGGCAGUGUCAGUUUGUUACCUCGUGGAAGAUCAAAAGCAGAAGAAGAUAAUGCGAUCUCACUUGGGUCUCUGGAGAGGUAUGUGUGGAGUGAACAGCAAGUGUCAUCAAUCAUGGGUGCUUUCUACUACGGAUACAUGAUCAUGCAGAUCCCUGGAGGAUACUUGGCCACUGUGUACGGAGGCAAGUGGGUCUUCUCCUUCGGAGUCGCCAUGGCCUCCAUCCUCACCCUCCUCACUCCCUCUGCUGCCGCAAUGGGCCCACACGCACUAUGGUUAGUCCGCUUUCUGAUGGGUCUGUUCGAGGCAGUCACCUUUCCCUCCUUCACUGCCAUGCUGGGUCAAUGGGUUCCCAUCUUCGAGAAGAGCAUGUUCUCUGCGUUGUCUCUCUCUGGGGGCACAUUUGGAAACGUAGUCUUCCAGAUACUCAUGGGCUACAUAUGCUCCUACGACAGUAUCGGUGGCUGGCCUAUGGGCUUCUAUUUGAUCGGCUCUCUGGGUUUGCUAUUUGUGUUCUACUGGAACAAACACAUCUCCAGUUUUCCUCAGGACCACCCUUCUAUUGAUCCACUUGAACUGGAGUUCAUUCAGAGAAACACACAGCCUGUUGUUCCUGGAGGAGUAGCCGGUGGCUCCAGCAGUAGCAGUGGUAGUAGUAGUAGUCUGCCCUGGCGAAAAGUUUUCUCCUCCACGCCUAUGUGGGCCAUCAUUUGUGCUCACUUUGGAAACACCUUCUUGCAGUAUGGACUCAUGACAUGUUUGCCCCAAUACCUGUCACAUGUGCUCAAUUUUGACAUUUCUCAGAACGGCCUUCUCUGUGCUCUGCCGUGGGCCUUCUGCUUCAUGGUGACUCAAUUGGUCUCCUAUAUCACGGACAAACUCCGAGAGGCCAGAGUGGUAACGACGACUCGAAUCAGGAGAAUCAAUGGACUCAUCGGUGCCCUCACACCCGCCUUGUUUCUGGUGUUGACUGGCUACUCUGGGUGCAACUACGUGAUGGCCGUGUUCUGUCUUACCCUGGGUCUCUCGUUUGCAGGCUUUACUGCCUCCGCGUACAACUGCAACCACCUCGACCUGUCCCCACAACACGCAGGAACCCUCUUUGGUAUCACUAACACAUUCGCAACCAUGUCUGGUUUCCUUGCACCUGCCCUGGCAUCCUGGUUGACCUCAGCCAAUCCUAGAGACAGAGUAUUGUGGCAGCAGUACUUCUACAUAACAGCUGCAGUGGACGCGCUAGGAGGCACUUUCUAUUUUCUCUUCGCCUCUGGGGAAUUACAGAAUUGGUCUUCUCAGAAGGGAUCAUCAUCUUAUGCAAAGCUCAAAAAGCGGGUUGAAACAGUGUGACUGAGUUGGAAGAAUUUAAAAAUUGUGACCUACUUUAAAAAUGCCCGUUUGCAGUGAAUCUUGAAGUUUAGAUUCGAAAUGUGUGCUACUUAGCUGGCUUAAACUGACAUGUUUAUUGCCAACAAUCAUGUUGGGAUGCAGGAGUUUUUGAAGUAGAUCCCAGAAUCUUCAAUUAAGAAAAGCUUGACAAGUCUCGGUGCUUUGUAUUUAUUUGUAUAAAUAUCAAAAAUAAAUAUUUUUAAGAGUAAUGAACGUAGUUAUUUUUUUCAGGAAAGAGUCUUAAAAUAUUGAUGCACUUAGAUAUAUAUGCAAUUUUUGAGUUCAAUUGAAAUUCAUCUGCUGAAAGUGACACCAAUAGCACUCUACAAAUAGGAACGUUCAAAUGGCGCCAAAA